Molecule: messenger RNA, 1728 nt
Organism: Nakaseomyces glabratus
Lineage: Eukaryota; Fungi; Ascomycota; Saccharomycetes; Saccharomycetales; Saccharomycetaceae
Gene: AIT1
Product: Ait1p
Source: RefSeq, a predicted model, not a curated record
AUGGUACGAAUAUCGAGUGCUGCAUCAUACUUCAUGCCGCUACUGUGCUCCAAGAAGCCUUCGGUGGUCGUAUCUGCAGUUUUUGUGGUAACCUUAAUAUAUUCGUUAGCAUAUCUAUCAUCCACAAUUCUUCCGAAUGCGUACGAUGACCCUAAUAUGUUUGCUCCUAAUAGUCAGGACUAUUUUAGGACAUUUUUAUUAGGGUUUUUCUCUCCUUGUCUACUUUAUUUGACAAGAUCAUUUUUACUAUCGGUUAAUCCAAAUCAACGUUUUAUAAACUUGAUACUUGACUUUCCUAUAAAUGACAGCUUUCUCUUACUGAUUAUAAUAGGUCUGGCAUACCCUCAGAUCCAAGAUGGCCACGGAAUACAUACUAAAAACGAUGGAGAUGAUGCAUCUGCGGUGCAGUGGCAUAUUAUUCCAAAACAAUCUUAUAUUUUUGGAAUAUCAUGGUCCUUAAGUGAAUUUAUUAUAUGUGCUAUUAGCAAUCUUUUUGAGUUUCAAGAAGUAUCGAUUGCGGGACAAUUGAAUUCAAAAGAAGAUUCAGAAAUAGAUGUACUUAAUAGAAAGAAUUCCUUGAAUAGGGAAAACAUCACUCUAUCAAAAUGUAUUGGUGUCAGAAGAAAGUCAUCUACCAUUUCAAACAACGUUUAUACUAAUGAUGCCGAUCCUGAGGUAUCCACUUCAAAAUAUGGUACUCUCACUUACAUGGAUUAUACGAGUUGGGAUAAAUUCAGAAAAUCAAACUUCAAUAGCGACGAGUAUGGUCGUGAAGCGAACAAAAACAUCACCACAGACAAAACAGGACGUGAUCCUUUGAUAAUUAUAAAUCCGAAGGACAACUCCUUGAGAAUCACCUCCUUGAAUAGAGAAGGUAACCAUCUGGAGUUCGAAGAAAGUGAACCAAUAUUUAAAGACAAGAGGGGAUUUACUUGGGUCCGGUGGAAAGAAGAUAAUUACUUGGAAAAUCAAGGUAAUAUGCUAGAUAGUGAUACAACCUCGAUUAGGCAUGCUAACGUAAUAGAAAGACUUACAUCGAACGGAGGGCAAAAAUCCUAUUUUACAUUGAAGGGAUAUGGCCAUUUAGGUAAGAAUUUCUUUAUCAUGUCGGUAGUUAUUUUUAGCAACAUUUGGAUGACCAUUGGCCAGUCAUUGCUAAUGUCAAUAUAUUUCAUUUAUGUCAGAGGGCAUGAGAAAUUAUUCUCUGACACAGUAAUAUUUUUUGGCAGUAAAGAUAUUACAUAUUUCCUGCUAGUCGUAUUCAUACCAUUUGUUUCAAUGAAUUUUUUAAUCAAUACCUAUAUCUACCUUCAGGACACACUUGUUGAAUGGUUUAUCGACCCGUACUUUAAUAUGAAUGGAGGUAUUGGUGCUUCCUUAAAUAACCAAUAUCCCUAUUAUCCAAUUGUUGAAAACUCAUUACUUUUUCCCAACAAAAAAAGAGUGAGUACAGCAAACUCAAAGCCAACGAGACAAGACUUAACUUCCUCAUACGAUUCGGCAUUGUUAAUGGAAAGUGCAAUGCUCUACGGUAGCCAUAAUAACGCCGAUGACUACGAUGCAAAUGAUCCCAAACCUUUAAAGCUUGCCAAAAGAAUGAUAAUAAAAUGGAAAGAGAUAUCAGCGUCUGACCAAUUUGUCUUGUCUGCAAUGUUUAUAUGGGGACUAUCUGUAUUUGUGUGUGGCCUUUUUGCUACGAUCCCAUCGUUUAAUAUCCCUUCAAGAUAA